This is a messenger RNA of Penaeus monodon (black tiger shrimp), 1810 nucleotides long. RefSeq names its product actin-2, muscle-specific-like. The transcript has 2 exons. The record is from RefSeq and is a predicted model, not a curated record. Lineage: Eukaryota; Metazoa; Arthropoda; Malacostraca; Decapoda; Penaeidae. Bases 143 to 1273 code for a protein of 376 amino acids.
ACUUUACUUAGUUAGCGUUUUAGCGGAUUUGGGCAUCUCGGCCAGAAAGUUUAGGGGGCCCGGCGAGAGCUCCGUCAGAUAUCAGUGAGGCUUGGUGCUGGGAGAAGAGGAACAGCGCUGCUCCACACGAUAGCAGUCAACAAUGUGUGACGACGAAACGUGUCCCUUGGUUGUGGACAAUGGCUCCGGAAUGGUCAAGGCCGGCUUCGCCGGUGAUGACGCUCCCCGGUCAGUGUUCCCCUCCAUCGUCGGCCGCCCCCGUCAUCAGGGUGUGAUGGUCGGUAUGGGUCAGAAGGACGCCUACGUCGGCGAUGAGGCUCAAAGCAAGAGAGGUAUCUUGAGUUUGAAGUACCCCAUCGAGCACGGUAUCAUCACCAACUGGGACGACAUGGAGAAGAUCUGGCAUCACACCUUCUACAACGAACUCCGAGUGGCCCCUGAGGAAUCCCCUGUCCUUCUCACCGAGGCUCCCAUGAAUCCUAAGGUUAAUCGUGAGAAGAUGACCCAGAUCAUGUUCGAGACCUUUGGUGUCCCCACCACAUAUGUUGCCAUCCAGGCUGUGUUGUCCCUGUACGCCUCCGGUCGUACAACCGGCAUUGUGCUGGAUUCUGGUGAUGGUGUCACUCAUUGUGUCCCCAUCUUUGAGGGUUAUGCCCUUCCUCACGCUAUCUCACGUCUUGAUAUCGCCGGUCGUGACCUUACCAACUACCUGAUGAAGAUCAUGACUGAGCGUGGUUACUCCUUCACCACGAGCGCUGAACGCGAAAUCGUGCGUGACGUCAAGGAAAAGCUUUGCUAUGUGGCCCUUGACUUUGAUAACGAGAUGGCACAGGCGGCAGUUUCCUCUUCCCUGGAGAAGUCCUAUGAACUUCCCGACGGACAGGUUAUCACCAUCGGCAAUGAACGCUUCCGCUGCCCAGAGUCUCUCUUUGUUCCAUCCUUGAUCGGUAUGGAAGCUGUCGGCAUCCAUGAGUUCGUCUACAGCUCCAUCAUGAAGUGCGAUAUUGAUAUCAGGAAAGACCUUUAUGCAAACAAUGUCUUGUCUGGUGGCACAACCAUGUACCCCGGUAUUUCUGACCGCAUGCAGAAGGAGAUCACAAACUUGGCUCCUUCUACUAUCAAGAUCAAGAUCAUUGCUCCUCCUGAGCGUAAAUACUCCGUCUGGAUCGGUGGCUCCAUCUUGGCUUCUCUGUCCACCUUCCAGUCCAUGUGGAUCACCAAGGAAGAAUACGACGACUCUGGCCCCGGCAUUGUUCAUCGCAAGUGCUUCUAAUUUCCAUGAUCACGUUGGUUUCAUCGCAUCCUACGGGUUUCAUAGUGUCACCCUUUUCUCAGCACUAUGUUGCUCAUGGACCCUCACCGUACAGUAUACUGCGCCCUGAAUACGGGUUGAUGUGUUCCAAAAAAUGAUCAAUACGCCAACCCAAGAAACUUGUUUAUCAGUAGCUACAAGACAAGGAAGGGAAUAAUAGAUUAGUGAAUUGGCUUUAACUAGACCAUUGCUCUCUUGAAGGUUUCCGACGGACAUGAAGCCCCAGUCUGUUAACCCUGUCUUUGUAUUAUGGCUAUUAACAAACACGGGUUUGUGUGUCAAGUACUGUGGCAACUGGAGAUACGGUAUUCUGUUUUAAGGUGCCUAAGAAACUUUCCGAAAGAAGCAGGGCCGUGUUAUUUUGAGAGUCCUUAGAUUUUUUUAUUUUCUGUGAUCCAAUUAUCAUUUAUAGUUACUUAAGGUACAACGAAGGGUAGCGCUCCCUAUACUUUUCCUGUGGCUCUAGAGCUGAAAACAAAUAAAAGUUAUUUUCUUGAA